CACCCCCAUGUAGACAUGACAGAGGUUAUCCUCCGACUUGGAAAGGGAGUUUACGGCGUUUCCAACAGAACAUGCCAUCGCUCUCUGCUAGAAAUACAGAGAGGGCAGUGCGAAAGGUUGACCCAUGUUUUGUCGUUAUCGACGAGAUCUCCGUCUUGUGGUUUUCAGAGCGGUCAACCUGUUAACAGUGACACAGUUGUCAAAGGUGGAUGUUAUGCAACGGCACAGUCACCGUGCCCCGGCAGGUUGGGGGGAAGUGAAGGCGUCGCUAAAUCGCUGCAUGACCUCGGACUGAGCAGAGAGGGAUUUCUCCUCAAACUCACAGAGGACCACACUGUGGACAGGCGUCUUUUCGACACACGCACCGUGGGACGAUGUGCACGAUACAGGCGUGGUUCGGCCGCACGCCGUGCGUAUUCGCACCGGUCUAAACUCCGGAGGACUUCUCCCUUUUCCGGAGCUGGUUUUGCGCAACGACGACAGAAUCUCGACAGUCACCUUUUAUUUGGGUGCGAUACGAUUAUAUUUACCAGACACUAUAAUGGCAACGGGGGCAGGGCCGACGCGCUAUAUAAAACCAAAGCUGGCUAUUAUAACAUCCUUGAAGUGUCCCCUGAAGCCACGCAGACUCAGAUCAAGACCGCCUACUACAAGCAGUCGUUUAUUUACCACCCGGACAAGAACGCAGGAAGUGAGGAGGCCACUGCACGUUUCUCGGACAUCAACGAGGCCUAUCACGUGUUGGGCAACAAGGCACUGAGGAGGAAAUACGAUCGGGGCAUCUUGACCCAGUCCGAUUUGACCUCGGCCACCACCAGGUCCACUGCAAAGGACAGCGGCAGCUCCGCCAAACAACAAACCAGAACCCGUCACUCCGUCGUGGGCACGGACAGCCAGAGCACCUACGACUUUGACAACUUCUUCAAGUCACACUAUGGCGACCAGCUUCAGAGAGAGAAAGACCUUCGGUCGCGGAAAAUGAAGAUGCAGGAGAUGAAAGAAGCCCACAUCAGUGAGGUGAAGCUGGGCAAAAUAGAAGCGAUGGUUGUCGGGGCGCUGAUAGUGAUAGCCGUAACUAUAGUGAUCCGUUUGAAGGGGUAGUGAGUGAAUUGAUGUGGAGAGGAUGAAAAGGAAGGGUUCGUUUAUUUUUGCUCGUAUGAUUCAUAUUGGUUGUUCGGGAAAAAUGGGAUGGACUUUUAUCAUUUUCAACAUCUUUUUUUUUUAACUUAAACGUUUAUUUGGGAAGGGACACUGUACAUUAAUCAACAUUCGAAACAAAUGUAAAUAUUCCUGAGUUAGCUAAUAGGCUAGUUUCCAUCGGCAGUCCCUUUGCCUGAUGUUGACACCUUUUCAGAUGUGAGUGUCCUCCUGACAGCUUCUACCCUCAAGGACAAUUACCGUAACAGGUGUAUUAAGAAGGAAUUCUUCCGUUUAUCAGCAAGGAACAAGCUGGCUUUUCCACCUAGUAGAUAAUGUGCAUAUAAUGCAUGGGGGAAAAAACAUUUUAUUCUGUAUCUUGUACACACAGUUUGGUUGGUAGGAAACUGUACAAAUGACACAUUUGCACUGUAGUGGUGGUUGAUUCAACAAACACCAGGUGAACGUAUUGGCCAAGGAAGUAUCAAUGGUUGAUUUCCAACCUUUGUGUCUUUAUCACUACAAUGGCUUUUAUAAAGUCGUCUGACAAGCAGAAAGCUUUAUUAGUAUUGGUAAAACAUUAAGGUUUGGACAACGUGUUCUUACAUUUUUUCUAAAUAGGGUAUUUGAAAGAUGCGUGUGACGCAUUGCUUAGGCUGGUAGCCUAUUAAGGUUGUACUUUAGUGCAACUUCACAAAAUUGACCCAACUGUGUCUUGGGAGGCCACCAAGUAAGGCCUCCUCAGGAUGAUUUGAAUGAGUUAUUUGGCUGAAAAGAAGCAAAGAGAUUCUGUACAGUUCAGCUGAAGAUAUUUAUUGUGAAAAGUCCAGAUAUGGCAUUUUCUCCUGAUAUUCAAAAUAAAUUAUGUACGAGAAGUGCUUUUUGGGGCACAGAGAAAUGUGUGGGUCUUUGAUAUGUAUGCACCUCAGUCUUCAAAUUGUCAGCAAGCAUCAAUCUGCCCCUGAGUGAUAA
Messenger RNA from Lampris incognitus (smalleye Pacific opah), 2109 nucleotides. RefSeq lists its product as uncharacterized. The record is from RefSeq and is a predicted model, not a curated record. Bases 16 to 1101 code for a protein of 361 amino acids. The transcript has a single exon. NCBI's taxonomy places the organism in Eukaryota, Metazoa, Chordata, Actinopteri, Lampriformes, Lampridae.